AACGGAUUUGCCUUCUUUCCGAUUCUCUGGAGGCCCAGCCAGCUCAUAUUCCUCGGCCGCCACAAGGCCAUGGUGUCCAUCUUCUCGUCUCCCUAGCUGUUUGGGCUCAAGGUUCAAGCUAAUCACUCUUGACAUUCGUCCAUCUUGGAACUUUGCACCAUGGAGUGUCGAGAAGUGCCCUGCGCAGUGGUCUCGACGCUUCGAGGUAUCCCAGGCGCAGAGCUGUUUACGUGGCUUUCGCACCAUCUUGGCGCCUGUCAGUUUUCUCGAGUGUAUUUGUUUUUCGACGAUCCAGCAGAGCUUGUGGGGAGCAGAGAUGUGCUUGGCCAAUGGGCUCCCAAGGUGGUUGCAAUUGCAGUGGACGGGCAGCUGCAAGAAGAGUAUAAGUCGUGCCAACGUUUCGAGGCCUUGCAGGCGCAUCUUUGUGAAGACUGGAUUGCGCGGCAAGAGCUGCAUGUCGAGCUCGCCAUGAGGCGGGCGGGGCUGGAUGGCUGCGAGUGGCUCUUGCACAUUGACUUGGAUGAGCUCUUUCUUCUCCCAGAUAAUGUAACUGCACCAGCACAUUUUGCUAGAAUUGUAUCGGACCGCAGUGCUAUAACAUAUGUGAAUCAUGAGGGAUUGCCAGAACUGGAUGGAUGUUGUGACCGUGAAGGCGAAGCACGGCUUGCGAUGAACCGUUUUGAGGCAGUGUCUCUCUUCCGGCGGAAUCCGCAUUGUUUUGUUGAAGGCACUGGGCUCGACGAUGUGCUGCUGGGUGCGAAGGGCUUGGGCGGCAACAUAUGGGCGCAACGUGGCAGACGCAAAUGGCAUCGUCAGCUUGAUGAGUUCAUUGAGGCACUCGGUGAUGGAACAGAUCUGACCCUAAGCCCAGCAUCCGUUGCAUCCAGAUGUGCUUUCUCGUUCUGGCUCCAGCGAGCGAAGACUCACCUGGGUAGCGCCCAAUAUUUCUUAGGUUACGAACAUGGAAAGAGCGCAGUUCGCCUGCGCAGCGGAGCUCUGCCUGCGGGUGUGCAUCGCUUCGGCGAAGGUAACACUGGAACCCGCGCAAUCGGUUCCAGGCGAUACUGGAACCCACAAGAGGCAGCUGUGCUGCACUACGCGUUCGGUGCCGCCAGCAAUGUCACUGAGAAGUUGCGACGCCUUCGUAACUCCACCGGUCUUUGGUGGCAGUCCUAUGCGUUAUACUCCAGAGGUCGCAGUUUGGAUGACAAUGCUUUGGGACAGUUGUACAGAGAUGUGAUCGCCCUGCUCGACUCUGCAGAGGCUCAGAGGCAAGUGAGCAGCGGGAUCUGCUUUCGCUUCCACAUCGCAGAGCGUCACCUGCCGAGGAGUAGUCCCGAGGGGGACCGUGGCACGUGAGGAACCGAGGAGCCACACGAGCAGCGACUGGAUGAGCUUCUAGCCCUACGUUGGUGCCGUCGCUGACAAGUGCUGGACCUUAGAAACCGCUGGUCUCUGCAGUCCUCGCCGAUGGCUAGCAGGCUGCCUUUGCAGCCGAUGGCUGCUCCAUCGCAAGACAUGUGCUGCACUCUUCAUCUUGUGUUGCUUGGGUGGCUUGUCUCGGUGGCGUGGCUGCAGGCACCGUGGAGGGCCGAAAGAGACCUGCACAUGCACGACAGUGUGCGAACGGUUGGUCCAGAGGAGCUCAGAAUGCUGUUGCAGAAGCGGCCCAACAGUGUGCGAAUGCUUGGACAGAUGAUUACCGCUUCGAGGCAGUGGUUAAGAGGAGCUUAGCGGUUUUGCUUCAGAAGUGUCCAGGUGGUCGCAGGGCGUAGAAGUCCUGCAGGACCCACUGUGGUGCAAAUCCACUUGGGAGUCUGACUCUGGCGUUUCUCAUUGAUCGUUCUUUCAUGGGCAUGAUUCGAUUUACCAGCUGGCUUGCGAUUGAUGAUAUGACAUCUGGAAUGGGACCAGUGGAACAUACACACGGACGCCAGCCCUGGUCGACGACAGGAGUUGCAGACAUUCCGAGCCGAUGUACCCAAGACUCACAAUAUCUUCCCAGAGCUCGUGCAGAAUGCUGUGGAUCAAAAUUGACCCAGUCUAAGUCGUAAAGCAAAUGGGCUGGGGUUCUUUCCACAAUUGCCACGAGCAUCACGGUUCGAAUGCAUGCGCCGUGGUUUUGGCAUCCAUGUUGCAGUAAUAGAUACGUCCCCAGAAGCAGCAACAUUGUUGGCGCGCAGCAUACGCGGGAGCCUUGAAGUGAGUGGGUGAGAAGUUUUGUCUGCACCACAUCGGCACACUGGCAUGGAGCAUGUGACCUACGCGCGCUCAAUGAAGUGACGGUUGCGUCUACCCCAUCACAAAGACGCAUGUGCUGUCUCUCCUCGAGUUUGAAACCCGUUGGGUUGUUCCAUGAACGGGUCAAAUGAUUGAAGGGAGCUGGCGUCUGUAAUCAAGCAUCGUGAACACGUUCCACCAAAUUGCGUCUUGGCCGACCCACCCUGCACUUACAGGAGGGCGAUGCCACCCAAUGCUGGACAACUACUGUGGAAUGUUGCCCACCUUGCCGUUGCGCCAGUAAAACAAGCAAGGAUUCAUUAGCGAGAUGAUCUGAGUCGAAUGGUCGUGACAAGGUGCGCGGAGGAGGGCGAAGAAGACUCAAGGGAGGUGGUUGAAGAAGAAGACGAAUUGAACGAGGAGGCAACGAGAUAGAAGGGCGAGGCCGAUAUUUGCUCGUAACAUUAGGUGACCAACAGACCCGAAGGUCAAUGCACGGCUUGCUCCUACCCGUUGCCUGGUAGUUCUGAUUGGCUUGACCGUUGGAGCCGCACGAGGUUCAGCUCAGAAAAGCAAAAUGAGGCUCUGUAUCGUGUUCGAGCCGCGACGUCUUACAAGCUCCUGGGGUUUCGAGACCCUGACCAGGAGGAUGAGCCCAUCAGCUAUCCACGCGAGAUUCGCCAGAUGAUGGCCUGGCUUCUCGGAUGAUGUUGUAUUGCCCAUGCGUUGGGCUGUGACACACGUUGCGGCAUGAGCACAUUGUGUAGGCAGGGGGCGAGGGGG
Messenger RNA from Prorocentrum cordatum, 3003 nucleotides. The record is from the annotation of a GenBank genome assembly. Lineage: Eukaryota; Dinophyceae; Prorocentrales; Prorocentraceae.